UAUAUACAUACACAUUCAAUCCAAUAUAUAUAAAUUAAAAACAACUCUGAUGAAUUCAUCAUCAUCAUCAUCAAUUCCACAAGGUCUAACUCAAGAUGAAUACAAAAACUUGCAACCAUUAAUAAACAGAUACCACAUGUUUGACAAAAUGCCAAACACAUGCACUUCUCUCAUCACUCAACGAAUUGACGCGCCGGCCCACGUGGUUUGGCCCUUAGUCCGUACCUUCGAUAACCCACAAAGAUACAAACAUUUUAUCAAAAGCUGUAAAAUGGUCAUCGGAGACGGCGGCGUCGGGAGUGUCCGUGAAGUCACCGUGAUUUCGGGGUUGCCGGCUUCCACAAGUACGGAAAGACUGGAAUUGGUAGAUGAAGAAAAACAUAUUAUAAGUUUUAGAGUUGUGGGUGGGGAACAUAGAUUGAAUAAUUAUUUGUCAGUUACUUCUGUUAAUGAAUUUAUUAAAAAUAAUAAUGAAAAUGGUGAAAAUAAGGGGGAAGUUUAUACAAUUGUGUUGGAAUCGUACAUUGUGGAUAUACCCGCGGGGAAUACAGUUGAGGAUACCAAGAUGUUUACGGAUACUGUUGUUAAAUUGAAUCUUCAAAAGUUGGGUGUUGUUUCUAUGUCUUGUUUGCAUGGUGGCGGAGGUGGAAAUAUUGGGUGACAGUUUAAUGAUGUGCAGUGGGCGCGGCGGCGGAUAGGUAAAGACUUUUUUGCUACUACUGGCGGCGAAUAUCCGGUUGGUGAUGUGAAUGAUGAUCUUAAUUGGUUUUAGUUAGUAAAUGUUUUGUGUUUUUUUUU
Erigeron canadensis is the source of this 798-nucleotide messenger RNA. RefSeq names its product abscisic acid receptor PYL2. Gene Ontology annotation, cellular component: nucleus; cytoplasm. The transcript has a single exon. Gene Ontology annotation, biological process: abscisic acid-activated signaling pathway. Gene Ontology annotation, molecular function: signaling receptor activity; abscisic acid binding; protein phosphatase inhibitor activity. Lineage: Eukaryota; Viridiplantae; Streptophyta; Magnoliopsida; Asterales; Asteraceae. The record is from RefSeq and is a predicted model, not a curated record. Bases 50 to 661 code for a protein of 203 amino acids.